Sardina pilchardus (European sardine) is the source of this 572-nucleotide messenger RNA. Its product is annotated as glycoprotein hormones alpha chain-like. The coding region runs from base 166 to 534 and encodes 122 amino acids. Gene Ontology annotation, molecular function: follicle-stimulating hormone activity. Lineage: Eukaryota; Metazoa; Chordata; Actinopteri; Clupeiformes; Clupeidae. The record is from RefSeq and is a predicted model, not a curated record. Gene Ontology annotation, cellular component: follicle-stimulating hormone complex; extracellular region. Gene Ontology annotation, biological process: positive regulation of steroid biosynthetic process; thyroid hormone generation. The transcript has 4 exons.
UCAGUGAGUCACGCUGAACACAGAAUUGACAACAUGAGGAUGAAGGUCUUUAUUAAUCCAAGAGCCGUCUGUAGGAGGAGAGGGACUGGUAUAAAAGGUUGUUUAGUGCACUGUAGGCUCUCACUCAGCAUCAGCAGGUGAAGACCAAAGGAUACUAUAGUUACCAUGGUUACUCAAACAGAGUCUUGUAUAGCAUCCCUUCUGCUGGUAUCAAUACUUGUUCACAUCGGAGAUGUUCAUACCAACAGCUUCAUGGCAUCUGAAGGCUGUGAGGAGUGUAAACUGGCGAAGCACGACAUUUUUGCCGGGCUCUAUCAGUGUAAGGGAUGCUGCUACUCAGGGGCGUAUCCCACUGAUUUGGAUUUCAACAAACCGCCAGUGCAAAGAAAAAUCAACUCUGAGGCAUCAUGCUGUGUGGCCCGGGAAUUUGAUUCGGUGACACCUUAUAUUCGUGCUGAUAAAGGGCAGCUGCAGAACCACACAAGCUGCCACUGCAGUACAUGCGAAUAUCACAAGACAACAACAAGCAAAUAGAUGUGUCAAAUGCUCAAUGCCCUUACCAAUGUAAUCAU